This is a messenger RNA of Tetranychus urticae (two-spotted spider mite), 1761 nucleotides long. Its product is annotated as alpha-N-acetylgalactosaminidase. The record is from RefSeq and is a predicted model, not a curated record. Gene Ontology annotation, biological process: oligosaccharide metabolic process; glycoside catabolic process. Gene Ontology annotation, molecular function: alpha-galactosidase activity. NCBI's taxonomy places the organism in Eukaryota, Metazoa, Arthropoda, Arachnida, Trombidiformes, Tetranychidae. Gene Ontology annotation, cellular component: cytoplasm.
AGGUUUUUUUAGUGAGAGGGAAAACAAGUUGUAUCUAAAAGAUUUUGGUUGAUUAAUUUUUAGUUAUUUAACUAACUCAUCAUUAAUUGAAUGUUUCUCUUGUUCCAGUUUUAACAAAGUGCUUGGUGUUUAUUUGGACAUUCAAUUUCAACCUAAAUCAUUUUUAACCAGAAAAAUUAAGUUUACAGUUUACCAAAAGGAACAAGGAUAAAGACAAAAGAAGUGCUGUCGCCAUGUUUUAUUUCCUGGUUUUUUCUCUCAAUCUUUUGGUCAUUUUUACAACCCAUGUUUCUGUUAAUGGUCUUGACAAUGGGUUAGCUCGUACACCACCAAUGGGUUGGAUGACCUGGGCCAAGUUUGGAUGUCAUGUUGACUGUGUCAAGGAACCAAAUGGCUGUAUUUCGGACAAGUUGAUUCGCUCUAUGGCUUCAGUUAUGGUUACAGAGGGCUACCUUGACGCAGGUUACGAAUACGUAAACAUAGAUGACUGUUGGUCUGAAAUGGAACGGGAUCCUGUUACACAAGCCUUAAUCCCUAAUGCAACUCGUUUCCCUGAUGGAAUGGAAAACCUUUCAAGCUUUGUACACUCUUUGGGUUUACGAUUUGGUAUUUAUGGUGAUAUUGGUACCAAAACGUGUGAAGGUUAUCCUGGUUUUUGGAUUGGAAAUGGAUCGGCUUCAGAUUAUUUCCUACUCGACACUGAAACCUUUGCCUCAUGGGGAGUUGAUUCAAUCAAGGUUGAUGGUUGUUACCAAGAUAUUGACCUCUUUGACCGUAUUUACCCAAGAUUUGGUCAGGCUCUUAAUUUCACGGGUCGUCCCAUCUUGUAUUCAUGUUCAUGGCCUGCCUAUCAAGUGUACGUCCAAAGGGAACCCGAUUAUGCAUCCAUUGCUAAAUCAUGUAACUUGUGGCGUAACUACAAUGAUAUUGAACUCAGCUUUGAGUCGGUUCUUUCCAUAAUCGAGUUUUUCGCUCAAAAUCAAGCCGAUUUCGUUCGAUACCAAAGUCCAGGUGCCUGGUUCGACCCCGAUAUGAUAAUCGUUGGCAAUGAAGAGUUAACCCUUGGACAGGCUCGUGUCCAAAUGGCCAUUUGGUCCAUUCUAUCGGCUCCACUCCUAAUGUCCAAUGACUUGAGAACAAUCAAACCCGAAUUUAAGCAGCUUUUAUUGAAUCGUAAAGUAAUUGCUGUUGAUCAAGAUCCUAUGGGUAUUAUGGGCGAACGAGUAUUCAAUGCAAGUGACCUACAAAUUUGGGUUAAGCCCAUUGAACCAGUGGUUAAGGGUAAACCAAGUUUCGCUGUUGCCUUGGUAAACACGGGUGUAGCUGAUACUUUUUCAUUCAAACUCAGUGAUAUUUUGACUGGAAAAGAUAGCGCCACAAGCUAUUCGAUUGACGACCUUUUUGGUGAUGAACCCUUGAACUCACCAAUUGAACUUUCAUCCAAUCUAACUCUUAAAGUUGGUGGCAAAGGUGACGCUCGAAUGGUCAAGUUGAUACCAAGAGAUGGACUCUUUUUUGAAACAUUGACCAACAAUGACUUGAGCUAAAUGACAGAAGAAAUGAAAAGUUCCGAGAAGAAAAAUAUACUCAUUUUCCAAUACUGACCAUUCGAAUUCCUUUUACUAAACAAAAAAUGCUCAACUAACCCAAGCAAUUGUGCCAAUUGACUAUUUUUUUACCUUUCAAUAUUAACCGAUUCCAACCCUUUGAAACCCAACCAACCCGAAUAAAUUGAAUAACAAACCAGUUAGCAACUAGAAA